Molecule: messenger RNA, 2126 nt
Organism: Aspergillus vadensis CBS 113365
Lineage: Eukaryota; Fungi; Ascomycota; Eurotiomycetes; Eurotiales; Aspergillaceae
Product: PEX28-32 family peroxisomal membrane protein
Exons: 1
Coding region: 255-2126 (623 amino acids)
Biological process (GO): peroxisome organization
Cellular component (GO): peroxisomal membrane
Source: RefSeq, a predicted model, not a curated record
GUGUCUCUCGCCCUUUUCCUUCUCCCUCUCUCUUCUCCGCGUCUCACCGCCCGCAAUGACCUUGGAUGCAUAUGACGUCUCUGUUGUUGGAUGGCAGCUCUCGGUAGGUGAUACAAACAAAUGCACUUUCUGACUCUGACGACUUUCCUCCUCCUAUUCUCUUCGAAUAUCUGGUCCACGUGGACGAGCUGCUCUCAUCCACUACCGCCCUGAAUACUAAUGUCGCGACAGAAGAUAUUCCGUGGAUAGAUUCCAUGGCCCCAUCAUCAUCCACGCAGGACCAUGCUGACUCUCAGCCUCCGACGGUCGCUGCUUUCUCCCCCACCACCAUCUCAGGCUCGUCCGUGACAUCGAGGCAGCGUUCUAGCAUCAUCGUGCAUCGCAAAUCGCCGCUACUGGUGGCCACGCCCCCUCAGAUCACCCGGGCAUUGGCCUACUCGCACCCGUUUAUUCUCCCGUUGAACAAGCUCGUUGGAUUGCUCACAUGGACCACUGGAGACGGCUGGCAGAGCUUCCUGCUGGUAGCAGUAUUCUGGACGCUUGUUCUCUACGGCGAUGUGAUCAUUACCUGGACCGGGCCACUCCUCGUGGUCAUCGGCCUUAUUUUGGGCAUGUACUGGCGACGCUACUCCCCGUUGUCGUCCAGGGCUCACUUGAGUGAGAAGCAAGGUCAUCAAAGGGCUGCUUCGGAGACAUUCCCCCAUCGGCAUGAAACACUGGACGAAAUCGUGGAGACGCUAAGGACAUUUACCACACGCUGCAAUAUUCUCCUAGAGCCACUCGUGGAAUUUACCGACUUCCUGUCCACACAGAGGACAGCGACGUCUGCCACCACCCGACCGGCUCUUACGACAUUAUUUAUUCGAAUCCUCUUCGUUACACCCAUCUGGAUCGCCUUGACUCUUCCACCGUUGUAUCUUAUUACCACUCGCCGGGUUAUCAUGACACUCGGCACCAUCAUUCUCACCUAUCACUCUCGCCCGGCCAGAGUUUCUCGUGUCAUUCUUUGGCGAUCGUUAACAAUCCGCCGGAUAUGCUCCAUAAUUACGGGCCUAUCCUUUUCUUCUACGGUUGAUAAGGCGCAUUCGCUGUUGAUGCAGAGCCAGGGCCAUGCGAUGAGCAUUGCGACAAGACGUCGAGGAGACUCCUCCGGGGUGAGAUUCACCUUUGUCAUCUAUGAAAACCAACGUCGUUGGCUUGGAAUCGGCUGGACGUACUCUCUGUUUCCUUCCGAGCGAGCUGCUUGGACAGACGAGCAUCUGAAUCAUGUCCCGUCUAAGGAGGACUUUGAGCUGCCCGGUGUCGCAAACGGGAAUGCCCAAUGGCGCUGGGUCGAAGGGAGUGACUGGCGUAUUGAAGGCGCCGACGAUUCAGGAAAGUCGGACGCCAAAGCUGAUGGCGGGGGCUGGGUCUACUAUGACAACAAGGUGGGACACAUUGUUUCCCAUGUUCUGACAAAUGUCCAGGUUCCAGGGUUACUAACAGCAUGGGAACAGUGGAACGACGGUCGCCGUGGCCAAGAUGGUUGGGAUCGAUACACCCGUCGUCGGAAGUGGUGUCGUGACGCCGAACUGGUUGAGACUCCCUCAGCGGGCGAGAGCACCUCAGUAGAGACCAAAUCCGGCAUCGCCCAGUCACUGGAGCAGGAAAAGGCCGCCAACGCCCAUGAGAAGGAGAUCUCAUCUACGGUCGACGCCGACGCAGAAAGCCUCGCCCCGUCAACCUCAUCCAAGUCCCGCAAACGACGUUGGUUUGGGAGUACGAAGAGUGUAAGCGACAAAGCCAGCAGCAUCUCCUCUGCUCCACCAACGUCCACCAAUAACUCCUCCGUAGAUCUCGGAAAAUUGAAGUCCGCCACCCCUACCGGAAGCUACACGCCAACCGGGAAGUCCACCGCAACUGCAACCCGACCCAUCAGUAUUCCGCACGCCCGGAAAACGUCCAAUUACUCGGGAGGCAGCGCCAGUCACAGCAGCAGCUUCGGCCGCGAAGGAAGUAUCAGAGAGAAAGAGAUGUCUCUUGCUCAGGACCGUCUAGACCGCUGGGGCACUCGCGCCACAGGAGGUACUGAACGAGCCGAGCGAGAGAUGGGAUUAGGUGAUGAGGUCAAUAUGGGAUUGAGCUGA